Messenger RNA from Hippocampus comes (tiger tail seahorse), 2250 nucleotides. It is a transcript of the gene pafah1b2, whose product is annotated as platelet-activating factor acetylhydrolase 1b, catalytic subunit 2. Gene Ontology annotation, cellular component: cytoplasm. The record is from RefSeq and is a predicted model, not a curated record. Lineage: Eukaryota; Metazoa; Chordata; Actinopteri; Syngnathiformes; Syngnathidae. The coding region runs from base 164 to 859 and encodes 231 amino acids. Gene Ontology annotation, molecular function: platelet-activating factor acetyltransferase activity. The transcript is spliced from 6 exons.
AGUUGCCUUCUUGACACGCCUUUUGUUGUCUCGCCUAGCUUAGAGUCCUUUUGAUGCUACUAUAGCGAGCAUCCCCAGCGUCAAACUGCGAGACAGCUGUCAAGUCUACGACGCAGCUCCCGUCAGCCUCGGCUCGAGAAGUGACGCUCUGCACUUUGCAAGGAUGAGUGGCGAUGGUGAUGGUUUCAACCCUGCUGCAGUGGCUCAGCCAGUCGAGGAUGUGCAAGGAGAUGGGCGGUGGAUGUCACAGCACACUCGAUUUGUGCAGGAGUGCAAGGAUGGAGAACCAGAUGUGCUUUUUGUUGGGGAUUCUAUGGUACAACUAAUGCAGCAGUAUGAGGUCUGGAGGGAGUUGUUCUCACCACUCCAUGCUCUCAACUUUGGCAUCGGAGGCGACAACACCUGCAACGUGUUGUGGCGGCUGCAGAACGGAGAGCUCGAGAACAUCCGUCCCAAGAUUGUGGUGGUGUGGGUAGGAACCAACAAUCACGAACAUACGGCAGAACAAGUUGCUGGAGGAAUUCUUUCGAUUGCAAAGCUGCUCACCUCCCGUCUACCCAAAGCCAAAGUAGUUGUGCUGGGAUUAUUACCACGGGGGGAACGUCCAAACCCCCUGAGGGAGAAGAACGCCACCGUCAAUGACUUUCUACGCUCCUGGCUGCCUCGUCUCGGCCAGGCUCAGUUCCUGGACGUGAGCGGCGACUUCGUCCACUCUGACGGCACCAUCAGUGCGCAGGUCAUGUUCGACUUCCUCCACCUUACGUCGACGGGUUACCGCGCCGUGGCCAAGCCCCUCAGCGACCUGCUGCUUCAGAUACUCGAGGAAACGCCGGAGGAGCGAAGGGCGUCGCUGGUUUGAGCCACCGAGACGCGGCGGCGCCCAAAUCCUGCCCCUGGUGUCGGGAGGAGGAAUGGCACCCUGAGAUGGGCGUGUCUUGGUGUUGAUGUGUGGAGCAUUGGUGUUGGUGCUGUAGAGGGAGAGAGAGACAUCACUACACUCUUGAAAUGACUGACUGCCUGAGACCUUGUGUGAGCGCACUGUCAGAUCAAAUUAAGUAUUUCUCUUGAUUUCUGAGCUCCAUCACUCACUCACUGAUAUGAACAGCCUCGUUUCUUCCUCUAUUAUCUUGUCAUGGUAAAAUGUUUGACAGCAACUCUGUUAACUUGUACAAUGUUUAAAGUCUGCUCAGAAGGAAAAAAAAAGUGCUUAAUGUCCUUCAAUCGUUACUUAUUAUUUCACAGUCAGUAUAAAAAAAAUAUAUUUGCCAAACAGCACAGAAAAAUAGCACGGUUUUGCUUUGUGGUUUAUCACCUAAAGACUCUAUUUGCUCUUUUUCAGUGACUUGAUGGGUAAGGGAUGAAUUCAGAUGAAAUGUUUUGUUUUGUAAAACACGCGGAACCAAUUUCAGCGACGUGCAACCAGGUUACCCGACAUCGUAGACGCAUUUUGUUUGCAACACAAUUGAACUUGUUUCAACAAAGUCACUGAUCAUGUACGUUGUUAUGUAUCCUGACGUGGACGGACAAUGACACUCUCUCCCCCUAGUUCCCUGUCUUGAUGGUUAUACAGUAUUUUCUGUCUUACGCACCUUUUCAUUAUGUUAACUUUUUUUUUUUUUGUAAUUUUAUCCCCCUCGUUGGCGUUUCGUUUUCUCACUGACCUCUAACACAACCUUGCUCCUUCUGUAAAUCACUACCCAAUAUUUUAGGAAUAAAAAGUUGCAGAAGCUACUGAAUAUCAUCAUCACGCUACCAUGCAAAAAAAAAAAAAAUGUCGGCAAACUUAUGCUAAAGCUUCUUUAUAGCUCAAUAAGUCACAUACUGAGCUUCGAAUUAUCUUAAGUUACUGCUGUCUUAAGCUCUGCACAAUGCGUGCUUUGUUCAAGUAUGUACAGGUAUGAUUAUGUGUGUGAGUGAGCGUGCGUCGAAUGUCUACGGGAACAGUUGUGUACAGUUUUGGAAGUUGGAGUGGUGCGAGUGUUUAGAACUGACCCCGGCUGUAUAUAAGAGAUGUGGAAAGGAUGCCUGAAGGGGAGUUAGAUUGCAGGAGUUUGUCGGUGUGAUCCAUCAUGUGCACUUGUUUGGCUUGUCGUCUCGUUCUUGAGUUAAAAGUAAAAGCAUUCCAAUAAAGAAAAAUCAUGGAUGGAAUUCAUUUGCGUCCGAGGGGCCAUGCUUAGUUUUCUUCAGUUUUUGCUUCUUGAUGACAGAUGGAAUUAAGGCCAUUCAGCUUUCGAGUGAAAUUUCAGGAUA